UUAAAAUGAUCGAUGUUUCUUUCUUUUGGGGGAUGGUGGUGGGUUUGUAGUCAAAACGACGUCUCUCGGAGAUCGAAAUUUCGGAUCGUCUCUCUCUUCUUCUUCCUUCAAAUCCGAUUUCAGACAACCUUUUUUUACCUCCGACAAAGAAGAUUUCCUUUUUUUUUUCAGCUCAGUCAAUGGUUCACUGGUUGUUCCUUAUCCAUUCACAUUGGUUGUUUUGUCUCUUCUCCCUCUAGUGUUGAACUCUGCACCUGAGGUAAAUCGCUGCACUGCAAAAGGGAGGACAAGUGGAUAGUCUCUGCAAUCAAGUAUUAGUACUGAAGCUAACAUGGCUGAUACCAGUUCAAGAACUGAUGCUUCAACUGAUGGCGACACAGAUCCUCGAGAUAUGGGGUCUGAGAGAGGGCAAGGGAUGCUUGCUGCUGCUUCCGACUCCAGUGGUCGGUCAAAGGAUAAGUUGGAUCAAAAGACCGUUCGUAGGCUUGCUCAAAACCGAGAAGCAGCAAGGAAAAGCAGACUGAGGAAGAAGGCGUAUGUUCAGCAGCUGGAGAACAGCCGGUUGAAGCUGACUCAACUUGAGCAGGAGCUGCAAAGAGCAAGGCAACAGGGAGUUUUCAUCUCAAGCUCAGGAGACCAAGCCCAUUCUACUGGUGGAAAUGGGGCUUUGGCAUUUGACGCCGAACAUUCACGAUGGCUUGAAGAAAAGAACAAGCAAAUGAACGAGCUGAGAUCUGCUCUGAACGCUCACGCAGGUGAUACUGAGCUCCGGAUAAUUGUGGAGGGAGUGAUGUCUCACUAUGAAGAGCUUUUCAGGAUUAAGAGCAGUGCAGCUAAGAAUGAUGUCUUCCACUUACUAUCUGGAAUGUGGAAAACACCAGCUGAGAGAUGUUUCUUGUGGCUUGGUGGGUUCCGUUCAUCUGAACUUCUCAAGCUUAUAGCGAAUCAGCUGGAGCCGAUAACAGAACGACAGGUGAUGGGCUUAAAUAGCUUGCAGCAGACGUCCCAGCAGGCUGAAGAUGCCUUAUCUCAAGGGAUGGAGAGUUUACAGCAAUCAUUAGCUGAUACUUUAUCUAGUGGAACUCUUGGUUCUAGUUCAUCUGAUAAUGUUGCAAGCUACAUGGGUCAGAUGGCUAUGGCAAUGGGGCAGUUAGGGACCCUCGAAGGAUUCAUCCGCCAGGCUGAUAACUUGAGGCUGCAAACACUCCAACAGAUGAUUAGAGUGUUAACAACGCGCCAGUCAGCUCGAGCUUUUCUUGCCAUACAUGAUUAUUCAUCUCGACUACGUGCUCUUAGUUCAUUGUGGCUUGCCCGGCCAAGAGAGUGAAACACAAGGAUAGUGCUUUACUCACCUUCUAUACAUAAUCUUACAAUUCAAAUCGGUAGGUAUACUCCUUCCAAGAGAAUCACAAAGCAAAAGGCCUUUCUCAUCUUACAGAAGACUGCAGAUCUUGAAAAUGGGUUUCUGAGAUCCCCAAAAGACUUAGAUUGUGUUGUGUGUUGUAAUCUUUAGCCAAUCAGGUUGUGUAGUUUCUAGAGAGUGGAUGUUUAUAGCCUUUGAAUAUUGAACAUGACAGGAGAUGGGAUACACUUUCAGGAACUUGGAUUGUUUAAUGAUCAUAAAUCAAACAGACCAAUUCAAUUUAUA
Molecule: messenger RNA, 1648 nt
Organism: Brassica oleracea var. oleracea
Lineage: Eukaryota; Viridiplantae; Streptophyta; Magnoliopsida; Brassicales; Brassicaceae
Product: transcription factor TGA6-like
Exons: 10
Coding region: 332-1327 (331 amino acids)
Biological process (GO): DNA-templated transcription; regulation of DNA-templated transcription
Molecular function (GO): DNA-binding transcription factor activity; sequence-specific DNA binding
Source: RefSeq, a predicted model, not a curated record